This is a messenger RNA of Brassica oleracea var. oleracea, 1261 nucleotides long. RefSeq names its product NF-kappa-B-activating protein-like. Bases 30 to 1112 code for a protein of 360 amino acids. The transcript has a single exon. The record is from RefSeq and is a predicted model, not a curated record. Lineage: Eukaryota; Viridiplantae; Streptophyta; Magnoliopsida; Brassicales; Brassicaceae. Gene Ontology annotation, molecular function: chromatin binding. Gene Ontology annotation, cellular component: nucleus. Gene Ontology annotation, biological process: regulation of gene expression.
UCGUGUGGAUUGAGUAUUAGGGAUCGAGAAUGACGAUGAACUCGCUUCCAAAGAGGUUCGGGAGAGAUCAAGGAUACCUAGAUCGAGACCUUCGUAGAAGGAGGAGAUCCGGUUCAGAAUCCGACGAAGAGUUGAAGGGGCUAAGCCACGAGGAGUAUAGGAGGCUUAAACGCCUCAAGAUGAGGAAAUCUGGUAAGUACUGCAUUUGGGAGAACACACCGAGUCCGCCUAGAGAUCCCUACGAGGUGGAGUCCGAUGAGAACGCCGACGAGGUUCCGGAGAAGGAUGUUGAUGAUCAGAAACUGAAAGGUGAAUCUGAGUCUGGUAAGUCGGAAUCUGAAUCUGAUAGAUCUAGGAAGAAGAGAAAGAGUAAGAACUCUAGGAGUAAGCGUAGGCGAUAUAGCGAUAGCGAAUCUGAAGAGAGUGAGAGUGAUGAUUCGGAUGAGGAAGAUAGGAGGAGGAGGAAGAAGAAGAAGAGGAGAGGGCAUAGGAGGAAGAGGAGAUACAGUGAUGAUGAAUCUGAGAUUAGUGCUUCUUCGUCUUGUGGGGAAGAACGCAGCAAAUCAAAGAGCAAGAACACUGAUUCGAAUGGGAAACUAGGAGAAGCUGUGAAGGAGCCUGCGCUUGACGAAGAGGAGAUGAAGAUGAUUAUUGAAUCGAAGAAGAAAGCUUCAGCUCCCGAAGAGGAAGAAGAAGCUGAGGUGGGACCAAUGCCGUUACCUAAAGCUGAAGGACACAUCAGUUACGGUGGUGCUUUACGACCUGGUGAAGGAGACGCUAUAGCACAGUACGUUCAGCAAGGGAAACGUAUCCCACGUAGAGGAGAAGUGGGUCUUAACGCUGAUGAGAUUCAGAGGUUUGAGGAUCUUGGGUAUGUCAUGAGUGGGAGUAGGCAUCAAAGGAUGAAUGCUAUCCGUAUCAGGAAGGAGAACCAGGUUUACAGUGCUGAAGAUAAACGGGCGUUGGCCAUGUUUAACUAUGAGGAGAAGGCUAAGCGCGAGGCUAAGGUGAUGUCUGAUUUGUCCAGGCUUGUGCAGCGCCAUAUGGGAGAAGAGUUGGGUCCGAAUCAUGAUCCUUUUGGUGCUGGGAAGACUGAUGGAGCUGAUGAUUGAUUUACUUUGCUUCAUUCUGCUACUUAUCUUAUGCCUUCGUUUUUGUAGUCUGUUCCUUAUCGUUUGUUUGCUGAGGAGUUUCAUAGUAUAUUGCGUUUAGUUUACUAUGUCCAUCACAUUAUUGCGUUUGUGCUUAAAGAUGAAAGAUU